AUGUAUAUUACCGUCAAGACGUCCUUGGGGAGGCACACUAUCAAAGCCGAACCAAACGAUACGAUCAAUGAUUUCAAGCAAAACCUACACCACAAGACAGGCAUUCCACCUGCCGGGCAACGCCUUUUAUUCAAUAACAGGCAGCUGGGAGAUGGUUGGGUCUUGCUCUCCGAGUAUCGCAUACAGGAUGGGUCUGAACUCAGCCUUGCCCGCAUACGGAUUUCGGUUAGGGGCCCUACUGGACGGAUUCACAUCUUUGAGGCAGAAUUGCUCGAUACUGUCAGUAUCCUCAAGGCGAAGAUUUAUCGCAGGACUGGCAUCCCACCCUGGGAGCAGCGUUUUAUAUUUGAUGGCAGGCAGCUCGAAGAUCAAUUCACUCUAUCCGAAAGUGGCAUCCAGGAUGAGGACGUUAUCCAUCUAGCACAUCAUCGUCGGGUGACGAACGAUCAACUGCAAUGUUAG
Messenger RNA from Cantharellus anzutake, 462 nucleotides. RefSeq names its product ubiquitin-related domain-containing protein. NCBI's taxonomy places the organism in Eukaryota, Fungi, Basidiomycota, Agaricomycetes, Cantharellales, Hydnaceae. The coding region runs from base 1 to 462 and encodes 153 amino acids. Gene Ontology annotation, molecular function: ubiquitin protein ligase binding; protein tag activity. The transcript is spliced from 3 exons. Gene Ontology annotation, cellular component: cytoplasm; nucleus. The record is from RefSeq and is a predicted model, not a curated record. Gene Ontology annotation, biological process: modification-dependent protein catabolic process; protein ubiquitination.